Messenger RNA from Fusarium venenatum, 876 nucleotides. RefSeq lists its product as uncharacterized. NCBI's taxonomy places the organism in Eukaryota, Fungi, Ascomycota, Sordariomycetes, Hypocreales, Nectriaceae. The record is from RefSeq and is a predicted model, not a curated record.
AUGCCUCUACUUCGAAAUAUUCAAAACAGGCGACCUGUUCGAAAACACAUCAACCCCCACCGCAUCCUCUUUACGAGUCUACUUCUUCCCGCACUUGCGCUAGCCGACGAUGAGCCUACCUCGUCAACACGUCAAGUCACAGAGCCGUUUGUCGACCAAGUGACGGGCCUUACUAUGGAGCGCUUCUUUGGUGCCAAGACCUCAUUCACGUUUGCAUUCGCAUUGCCAGACGCCAACCCCGCCGCAAACGCUACAGAAGCAGGAUCAUUUAUCGGUCGUCUAGAAUUUCCACUUGUCAAUGGUGAAGGAUGGGGUGCAGCUGGACUGACAGGAGAUAUGGAAGGAAACUUCAUCUUGGCAGCGUGGCCUGAUGGAAAGGGAGGAGUCAUGUCAUCCUUCCGACAAGCGAUUGACGAAGACAACCCAGCCGUGGUCAAGGGAAACUUCAACGUCAGGCCAUUGCCUGAUGGUGUAUCAGUCAACGAGACUUCAUUGCUCUACACAUUCCUCUGUGAGAACUGCCUCGAUAGCACACUAGGUCUGGGACCCGAAGCCGCCUCUGGCAAUGCAGUUAUGGGGUGGGCGCUGUCGGAGAGGCCACCAAGAGGAGACGCUUCUGACCCUGCCGCUUUCCUUGGGUUUCAUGAGAAAGGCUUUGGACCUUUCACUGCCCGACUAGCUCAAGCCAAGGUUGUUGGAUUCGAUGCUGUUGCUGCAAAGGCGCUUGAUCCCGUGGGGAUCUCACCAAAGGCUGUUGCAACAGUUCCCAAUGCCUUCCAAGAUGGGGGUAGUGAUGAUGAGGAUAGUGGUGACGAAGGAGGCGAUAUCGAUGGUAAUGAUAGUGACUCUGGGGAUGAGUCGGAUGAUGAUGAUUAG